GUCAAAGUGUGACUUAAAUCUCUUUCCGUCAUUCCAAAGUUUGUUUGUCAACAGAUAUAUACAUUUAGAAAUCAUAUCUGCAUUAAAUAUGGCACUUUCCAAAUCAAAAAUUUCAGGCACUGCCCAACACUUUCUAGAGUGUGGUUUUGAAGAUUGUGAGAGAAAUAGUGAAUUUUACUGUAAUUCCUGUCAUCAUCGCAUGUGUAAACCAUGCAGAGACCAACAUUUAAAGAUUCCAGAAAACAAGAACCAUGAGGUGGUCCUUUACCAGCUACGAAGACGACAACUUCCUGUGAUGAAAUGCAAGAUCCACCCAACCAAAGAAAUAGAUAUUUACUGCAAAGACUGCAAUAUUUCUUUAUGUUCAAAGUGUUCAACAAUGCAAGGGCACCAGAGACAUUGUUUUAUUGAUUUAGAAACUAUUUACACAGAGAAAUUUGAACUUUACCAAAAAGAACUAUCUAAAAUCCAUAAUUACUUUGUUCCUACAUCACAGGAUUUACAGAAAGAAAUUCGGGAAGAUGCCACAGAAGUUAAACAGAUCAUGGACAGCAUACGGACAUCCAUGAAGGCUGAAGCCGAGUCUCUCAAAAACAUGGUGGACACAGUGGUCUCAGAAAAUAUGGAAGAAUUAAACCAAAUAGAGCAGUCAUUACUGGAGAAAUUAAAGAGCCAAGAGAAGACAUUUGAUGAUUAUAUUGCCUAUCUCAGUGACCUUAUUAAAGAGUUCCAGAGUUACCUGUCCUCUACUGAGCUCACUAACUUCACAACUAAACUUCCAGACAACUUAGAAAUAAAAUUCAUACCAGAAACCACCAAGCCUGUCACACCAGAAUUUUCUUCUGCUCAAUAUAGCAAAAAUGAUGUUGCUAAAUUAUUAGGGAAAGUAAUUAAAUCAGAUAGAAAGGAAAGAAUAAAAAGAGUAAAGCCAAUGGAAAUUCCUACUCCUGCUUCAUCAAUGAUAUCUACAAGUGAACAGUCAAAACGAGAUAAACACGUGAAAUCUGACAAGAAACAAACAAUGUCUCUAUCUGCCUCUGUCUCCAAGGUCAGGGAGUUCAAUGUACCAGGUGUUGAUCGUGUAUUACAUGUAUCACUAGAUCAACAAGACAGACUCUGGAUCAGUGACAGGUAUGGUAAUCUUGUCCAAACAGAUCUAAAGGGGAAUGUGAUACAGAAGAUAAAAACCAGUGAUGGACGUGGUUAUCACACAGUGACCCAGGACAGGGGUCUGAUUUUUACAGACCAAGACAAGAAAGUCAUCAAUAGGAUAACACAGGAUAAUAAUAUCACUGAAUUCAUUACAACUGGAGACUGGGCACCACUCAGCAUACACUCCUCCCACAUCAACGGGGACUUACUGGUGGGGAUGAGGUAUGGGUAUGGAGAGGGUAAAGUCACCAGGUACAACAAGACAGGAAAAGAACUACAGAACAUACGGGAAAACAAAGGACAGAAUCUGUAUAGUGAUCCACGCUACAUCACAGAAAACAUCAAUGGAGAUAUUUGUACAUCAGACUUUAAUAAAGACUAUUAUAAAAUGGCAGUAGUGGUGGUGAAUAAAUCAGGACAACACAGGUUCUCCUACACAGGUCAGGAUUCAUUGUUCAGUCCCUUUGGAAUCUGUACUGAUGUCCUCGGUCACAUCCUGGUGUGUGAUAUAUACAGUAACACUGUUCACCUCCUUGAUCAGGACGGUCAGUUCUUGUUUCUAUUACUCACACCACAACGAGGGAUACCCUAUCCAUGUAGUGUGUGUGUGGAUGAUGAGAACAAUCUCUAUGUGGGACAACAAUACACCAACACACUGACAGUGUACAAGUAUCUACAGUGAUAAUAAUUCUGUCAGUUGUGUAUAAUUAUAAACUGAAUGGAAUUUUUAAUUUGAAUUUGUGAUUUCAAGCACAGAAAUAAAUAUCCUGAAUAGUGUUCCCUUCAAUAAACAUUAUAAUAUUAUUUUUAUAAAACAAAUUGAACAGACUGUAAAUUGAUGAUUAACAUUACAUCAACACUUUUUUGGAAUCCCAAUUAAAAGAUAUCAGUCUAUUUUUCUAUGUGGUGAAUGGUGAAAAUAAAUAUGAAACAAAAUAUGGCUCAA
Molecule: messenger RNA, 2098 nt
Organism: Saccostrea cuccullata (small rock oyster)
Lineage: Eukaryota; Metazoa; Mollusca; Bivalvia; Ostreida; Ostreidae
Exons: 2
Coding region: 89-1834 (581 amino acids)
Molecular function (GO): protein binding; zinc ion binding
Source: RefSeq, a predicted model, not a curated record